Molecule: messenger RNA, 4483 nt
Organism: Herpailurus yagouaroundi (jaguarundi)
Lineage: Eukaryota; Metazoa; Chordata; Mammalia; Carnivora; Felidae
Gene: CIB4
Product: calcium and integrin binding family member 4
Exons: 4
Coding region: 3527-4156 (209 amino acids)
Molecular function (GO): magnesium ion binding; calcium ion binding
Source: RefSeq, a predicted model, not a curated record
GCGAACGGGAGAGCCGCGGAGAGACCGGGCAGGACCGAGGGAGAGAGACCCAGGGAAAGAGAUAACUAGACACAGAGAGAAACGGCUCUAACUACAGAGAAAGAGAGGAAAAAGAGGCAGAGGGGGGUGUGACAGAUAGGGAGAUAAAACCAGAGGUAGACUCACAGACACAGUAAAAGAAGCGGUAGGCAGAAAAAUACAGAGCGAGAGAGGCAGAGAGCGAAAGAUGGAAACAGAAAGAGCGACAGAGACAGGGAGACCUGGGUAGCUGGAGAUAAAUUGAUGACGGAAAAAGAAGAGCAAGGAAGGGAAAAGGAACGGGCAGAGCGACCCCCACCCCCCAGCCUCCACCGAAAUCACAGCAUGCUUUAACUGGAAGGGACCUUGGGCCUCGCUGUCCUGCCCUUUAUUAUGUCGGUGAGGAAACUGAGGCGCAGAGAGGUCGAGUGACAAGCAAGGGCACACAGUGAAUUAGUGCCAGCACUGGGACUCAGCCAAGCUUCCCUCCGCCCAGGCCACACCCCCCACCCUGCACCGGACCACCGCUGUCUUAGAAACAGCAGGGCGCAGCUGUGGACCUGGGCACGGUGGGCCAACACCCAAGGGAAAGCCCUGCUCUCAUGAAAUGUGACCCUUCCCAGGUCAGCAUGGCUCCUGGAACUGGCUGAGAAAGCACAGGCUGGGAGGCUAGGCCAGUAGCACUCAAUCCCAGGCUCUCCUCCUCUGCUGCCCCCCCCCCCCCCCCCCCCACCGCGGUUAUCCGGCUGUCCAGACAUCCAUAGCCCCUGUCCUGCACCAGUGGGCCAGCCUGGGCUUGGGAUGGGCUGCCAGAGAGAGCACUGGACAUCAACAUCAGGCAUCCCAACCGAACAGAAUAGGGCAGCUGGAGCCCAGACCAGGCUUGCUGAAGACCAGGAGGCCUCCCUAUGCCUCAGUUUCUUCUUCUGUCAACAUGGUGGCAGUGGUGGUGAGGAGGCGCAGGCUGUGGGACCUCAGAUGAGGCGUCACUGCCCCUCUCAGAGUCUCACUUCCUUAUCUCCUCGAUGAGGUGCCGUGGCAGAUGAUCCCGCAGGCCUUACUUAGCUUCAAACAACUCCAGACUUGGAUGGGCUGAGUGAGCAGAAUGAUUGGAAUGCAAAUCCCAUUGCCAAGGAGGGUCAGAGAGUCUUUCACGGGACCCUGGCACGGGCCACGAGGAGAGACAGGAUGGAAGAGGCCCCAGGCCCCUGACUGAGGGUAGGUUGAGGAGGCAGCCAUCCAGAAGCAGGAGCGCCAUCUGCCCACAUCCGGGGCCUGACCUGUCACUGUUGAGCCUUUUAAUGCUUCUCUGAGGGAGACCACCAACCCACUGCUUCUUUCAACCACUCAUCCAAAGAGUAUGUAUCAAGCAUCUGCUGUGUGUCAGGCUAGGCAUGUUACAUUUAUUAGCUCUAGUCUUACCACCAUCCUGAAAGGUGGGUAUGGUUAUGUCCAUUUUAUAGAUAGAGAAACUGAGGCAACAGGCAGUGCAGAGAAUUGUCCGAGGUUGCUCGGCAGGAAGGGUCUUCAGUCUGCCUUCCAAACCCAUUCUCUUCUCCAUAAUGACUCCUGGACCCUCAGGUUUUUUUCACCUGUAAAUGGGAUAGGUAAUUAUACCAGAGUCAUUGAUCUGACACAAACUUCCUGGGCCCACACCCUUGGUCGUUUACUCAGCCCAUUUCAGGCCUUCCCCCUUGGCAUCUUCUGGCUCCCUAGAAGACAAGAGCUGAUUCUCCUGGCUUCCUAGGGGUGAGGGUGCAAGCUAGGUUCCAUCCUCCUGGCCACACUACCCCAGAAGCCAGCUCCCCCAAAGCCAGUCUAGAUGAGCAAGGCUCAAGAGGCCCGGUUUUCAGUGUGAAAGACUGUGUGUCCAGGGUCUGCUUGCUUCUGGCUGCCAGGCCAGACUGCUAGGCAGAUGAACGGUGAUAUUAUGAGUGAAAGAGCUUUGGAAAAGGGAAAAAGCUCUCUUUAGGGGCAGGGCAUUUAUUAUUAAUUAUGAUGAAGCUUGUUCUCACAGCACUUCAGAACGGGAAGGACCUUUAAAGAUCAGCUAACCUGAUCCUCUCAUGUUACAGAUGAGGAAACCGAGGCCCAGAGAAUAGGAAGGGGGUUGCUCAGGGUCACACAGGGAGUGAAAGGGGGCCAAGACAUAUGUCCUGUGGCUGGGGUCUCUCCUGUAGCCCCCAUAUAUAUGGGAUCAGGACACCUGCUGCCAGCGGAACACAACACAUCCUUGGCGUGCCUGGAGCCCAGGAGGGCAGCUCGGUUCUCACUCCCCUGCCCCUUUUCCCUUUCUACUCUUCAGGAGGGGAGACUGGUUGGUGGGGAGCGAUGCUGGUGCCAGUCUAGAUUUCUGAGAAGGACCUGGGUCCUGCAGACAGGAGUUCCAUCAACUCACCCUUGACCUAGGUGGGAUAGUGCCAAAGAUCUAGAAGCCUAUACCUCUCCCUCUGUCCAGGACUCAUGUGGCCUGCCUGUAUGUCCCCACCCCUGAUGGGGCUGCCUCACCUUCUGCCCAGGGCCAAAUGUCAGAAAGCAUCUCUAUCAAUCCUGUCUUUUAUAAAUGACAAAAUCUGCUCAGCGAUGGCUUCUCCAUGCUCUAUUUUUUCCCACUCCAUUGGUGACUCCAGUGGAGGAAGCCUUGGGCUGGUUAGAAAGAGAUAUUUUACAUCCCUCCAAUCAUUAUACUGGUCAGCCUCAUGUGUGAUUGUUUUCUGGAAUCUGAUGCAGCGUAGAGAACAUGGGGCAGAGAGUUGGGGGGCCUGGGCUGGGGUCCCGUCUCUUCUACCUGCUUCCCGUGGGACUCAGGGCCAGUCACUCUUUUUCCCUGGGCCUUGGUUUGCAUGUCCAUAAAUGGAGUGGUUUGGACCAGGACAUAUCUCUGCUCCCUUCAUUUAUAACAUCCCAUGACCUUCCUGGCCCGCUUCUGCUUCGCUAGUUAUUCCAAGAAUCAGGUGAAAAGAUUUAGUCACUGCUUUUAGGACUUUAGUUUGUGAGGAAAAGGGCGCAAUCAGAGGUAGGAUAAAUGGUACAGAAUUUAACUAUCAUUCGUUGCUGCGUAUUAUUAUGCACUCAACAUUAUACACAUAUUAUUUUCCAGCUUUAUCUUCCACACCAUUCCUCUCUAAGCUCUAGACACAUCUAAGUACUUUCAUGCUUUACUUCUGACUCAUGUGGCUCCCAUAAGCUGGGAUGUUGGUACUUCCUCGACUCCUCCAUUUUUUAUCUAUUGAACUCCUGUUCAGGCUUCAAGACCCAACUCAAGGGCCACUCUCUCUGUGAAGCACUCCCCAGUUACCUCCAGUCAGAACCCCCAGCACCUUUGUGCUUCCCUAGCACGUUGUCGAAGCUUCAAUUCAGCAGACGUUCCUCUUACCUAGUAGAUCGAUCAGUCCUUUAUUAUCUGUCUUCCCCACUGGCUCAUUAUCUUCUCCAGGGUGGAGUCCCUUCUUGUGCCACGCCUCGCCGCAGUGGGGAGCUCGGUGCUUUGCACAUCAGAGUUGCUCUUAUGUUUGUCGUGUAUUCAGUACAUGGUGAAGUCCUUAAAGCCUCCUACACCUGCGGGGUUAGAGAUCGGUGUCAGCGGGGACAGGAGCACGGAGAGCAGAGUCUGGAGGGAGAAAAAUCCACGCAAUUUGCUUCUGUGACUCUUUGCCAACAGACACUUCUAAAGUUGGAGCAAGCCCUGCCUGGCUUAAGGAGAGAAGGCAAGACCCAUGUCAACCCUUUUAGAGACCGAAUCUGCAAAGUGUUCUCCCACGAUGAUGUGUUCUCCUUUGAGGAUGUCCUGGGUAUGGCAUCUGUUUUCAGUGAGCAGGCUUGCCCCAGCCUGAAGAUCGAGUAUGCCUUUCGCAUCUACGAUUUUAACGAGAACGGCUUCAUUGACGACGAGGACCUACGGAAGGUUGUCCUCCGACUGCUCAACAGCGACGACGUGUCGGAGGACCUGCUGACCGACGUCACGAACCAUAAUCUUAAUUCCCUUCCGGGGUCCCCAAGAGCAGGUGCCCGAGCCACCCACACUGCAGUCACCGCAGGCAGGUGGCCCAACGGAGGCUUAGCAUCAGAUGGACACAUCACAACGUCCCCUGGCCCACAUUAUCCCAGCACAACACAAUGCCCGGAUGUCCUACAGUGACAGCCCCCAGUGUGACAGGCCGUGAAAACAGCCUUGUGAAUCUGUUUGUCCUAAGACCAUGAGAACCUUCAAGUGCUUUUGGUCUAGGUCGAAACCAGAAGCAAAGAUAAAACCAGGAGGGGUCAUCACUGCCUCCUCGACCUGACUGGGCCCCUUGCCCUACAGAGCCCCUGCCUGUGUCUGGGUGACAGGUGGGGGUGGGGGAAGCCACCCUGUUCGCCUCCCUGACCAUUUCCACUGCCACGUUUGUGUUAGAGGCACCAAGGGGACUCUUCCACAAUGAGACGAGCCCAUGAAGUCCCAGGCUUCAGCGCACAUAAGCUUGAA